Molecule: messenger RNA, 2877 nt
Organism: Choloepus didactylus (southern two-toed sloth)
Lineage: Eukaryota; Metazoa; Chordata; Mammalia; Pilosa; Megalonychidae
Gene: C1QTNF1
Product: C1q and TNF related 1
Exons: 4
Coding region: 373-1227 (284 amino acids)
Molecular function (GO): protein binding
Source: RefSeq, a predicted model, not a curated record
GCGGCCGCUGUGUGGACGGAAGGCGCCGGGCGCGCUCGGGGCGCCUGGGCCGCGCACAUCUGGCCGGGGCGCUCCCCCUCCGCCGUCGACCCGCUCCCUCCGGCUCCUCCUCGGCUUUCGCGGAGCCGCGUUUCCGCUUCUGGCGGCGGGGCCGCGGAGCCCGGAGAGGAGGGUGCUGGCCCGGGGCCGGGAGGGCUGCCCCUUCCCCCGCGGGCGCCUUCCUCGCGGACGCCUGGUCCUGCCCCUGCCCGUCUCCCGCGGCGCGUCUGCGGGGAGGAGGCUCCGGCGCCGGGGGAUGCUCUAAGAGGCGGCGGCGCCGAGCGGAGGACCCGGCCAGCGCCCUCCGGACCCGGGCGAGGGCCCGACGGGAAGAUGGGCUCCCGCGGACUGAGGCUGCGGUGCUGCCUGCUGCUGGCCUUCGCCUGCGGCCCCGUGCUGGGCCGUGUACCCCGUGACCAGCAGGAACAGGAGGGGACCCAGGGAGGUGCCAAGGAGGAGGGGACCCAGGAGCCGCCGCUGGGCCAGGCUGAGAGGGCUGAAGAAAGGCAUGAAAGGAAAUAUCACUCCGGCCAGGAUGGGGAGCUUCCUGCCUCCCGAUGCUUUCGCUGCUGUGACCCGGGGGCCCCCCUGUACCGGCCGGUCCAAAUGCCGCAGAUCAACAUCACCAUCCUGAAAGGGGAGAAGGGUGACAGGGGAGAUCGCGGCCUCCAAGGGAAAUACGGCAAAACGGGGUCAGCGGGCGCCAGGGGCCACAGCGGACCCAAGGGGCAGAAGGGCUCCAUGGGGGCCCCCGGGGACCGCUGCAAGAACCACUACGCGGCCUUCUCGGUGGGCCGGAAGAAGCCGCUUCACAGCAACGACUACUACCAGACCGUGAUCUUCGACACAGAGUUCGUGAACCUCUACAGCCACUUCAACAUGUUCACCGGCAGGUUCUACUGCUACGUGCCCGGCAUCUACUUCUUCAGCCUCAACGUGCACACCUGGAACCAGAAGGAGACGUACCUGCACAUCAUGAGGAACGGGGCGGAGGUGGUGAUCCUGUACGCCCAGGUGAGCGACCGCAGCAUCAUGCAGAGCCAGAGCCUGAUGCUGGAGCUGCAGGAGCAGGACGAGGUGUGGGUGCGGCUCUUCAAGGGCGAGCGGGAGAACGCCAUCUUCAGCGACGAGUUCGACACCUACAUCACCUUCAGCGGCUACCUGGUGAAGCCCGCCGCUGAGCCCUAGCCGGCCCGGCCUCCUGCCCCCCUGCCCGCCCGUCUGACCCACCAGCAGCACCCCCGACGUGUCCAGCCCCCGGCUGACCCUGUCCAGCCCUGACCGGCAGUCCCCUUGGCCUCUGCACCCCCUGCUUUGGCAUCCGAGACACUUCAUGGGGUGAGGAGCCAGUGCUGCUCGGGGGUCCCAGCCCUCACCGUCUCGGUGCAGAGCUGCCCACGGUGGGUGAAGUCACCCCAGUGGGUGCGGGGGCCCUCUGGCUCCCCUCUGCAGGCACGGCCUUAGGGGACCCCCAGGCUGCACGUUGACCGCGGAGGGGUGUCCCGAGACAUCCUCCCCCUACCCCCUGGAAAGAAUGAAGCAAAUUCCAAAAGUUUCAAAAGGAACAAAGAAAACCGUGGAGGGGAAAUGAAAGCGCCGUCGUUUUUGCCUUCCGUCAAGCCACGUUGGCUCUCCGGGAAGAGCUGUUUCCGCCUGAGGUUGUCCAACACUCCCCGCGGGGAAGAUCUUCAGCAGAAGCCAGGGUGAUGGGGAAGGGGGCUGGGGUGUGGGGGAUCCAGGAAGCACAGCCAUGGACAGGCCUUCUUGGGGGGCAGCUGCGUGUCCUGUCGGCACCCCUGGGGCCUCGCCCGGGGUUCAGCUGUUCUGAGUCACAACACAGUGGGGGUUCAGCUCCCCACGUGGCAGCCAAGCCCUCUGUGUCGGCUCCAGGCUGGCAGCAGCAGCCGCUCACCCCAGCCCCCGGCUCCCAGGGACGUGUGGGGAUGGCGGGGCAGUCCUGGAUGCCUGGCAGGCUCUGCUCCCCUCCUCGAUGCCACCCCGGGGCCCCCAAGCCCCAGCUAGGAUUGCCCUAACAAUGGCUUUCUGCUCUUCCUCCCAGACGGGUCAGCAUGGAAGGCUCCGGGGCCUUCUCUUUCCAGUCACCUUCACGGUCAUGGAGUGUUUUAUGUUGAACCCCCUCCCAGACCAUCUCGGGGCCCCAUUUCCUGGCGGGUUUCUCAGCCCUGGCUCAGCACCCCUUCUGUUGGUUUCCGGCCCCCCACCCAUCCACCCUUACGCCAAGGCCUUUGAACGGCAGCUCACCAGGGUCCAGGAGGGGCUGGAGGGUGCCGCUGCUGCCAGCCUCCAGCACUGCUGGGUCAGGGUCGAAAGGGAAACGCAUGCCCAGAUAACCAGGGUCAGCUCACACGCUCAGGAGGGGGUGUUGGGGACCCCCGAGCCAGGAAGCGGGGCCGUGGCCGACUUGUGGACGCUGGCCUGUCACUGAUCCCCGUCUGCCCCAGCAGCAGGCAGCCCUGGGACAGGGUCUCUGAUCUCGGGGAACCAUGCCAGCCCUUCCCCCACCGUGCCCCAUGCUCACGCCCAGGGCCUGGGGCUUGCUGGCUACCAGCUUUGGCCCCUGAACCCCACCAUGGGCCUCCCUUCCUUCCCCUGGUGACCCCUUGGUCCUCUCCAAUCCCUUUCCCCACGCCGGGUUUUGGGGUGCCGAUGGCUGGGCCUGGGGUUCAUACGUCCCUGCCUUUGGAAGGACUCCCAUUGGGCAGCCCCGAAAGUGUCCGUGGGCCGGGCAGGGCUAGGCAGGGGGAGCGGGCUCCUCACCUGUGCUUCGUGCUCCCUUCAGAAACCAUUAAACGCAGCGCUGCGUCUUCAGCAUACCGA